AUGUACGCCGGCGUGGACAAGUAUGGAGGUGCACUGGUAGGUGAGGGUCAACCUGACGGCAGUGCGUCAAGUACUGCUAGCCCCGCCUCUGGUGUAUCACUCGAAGACGCAAUUGAAACUGCUGCCGCCGAAGAGACUGUCGUUGUGGACGUGCCCUUCUCGUACUUGGAAGACGAAGAUGACCCGGAAUCCGUGGUCUCCGGUGUGUCCAAGGUGCUUCUAUCGGCCCAAUUGAACCCCGAAGCCGGUGGCCUCAUGUGGGUCGAGCAAAGUAGCCCACAGGAAGCCUACAAGAAUGUUGUAGCCAUGUCCCAAAUGACCUCCAUGCUUCGAGAUAAAGACCGCAACGACUGCUACGAGCGCGGCAUCAAGCGCGCCAUCGCCAAAUUUAAAGCUGAACGGGGGCGCUCCCCAAUAGUACUCGACAUCGGCACAGGCACCGGACUGCUAUCAAUGCUUGCAGCUACACACGGGGCCGAACACGAUUACGCGUGCGAGAUGUUCGUGCCCAUGGCCGAAAUCGCCGAGCAGGUUACGACAGCCAACUAUCCCGACAAGAUAACGGUCUUUAAGCUGCGUUCUACUGAUUUAAAGGUCACUCCGGAUAAAAUACAGGAUAAGGAUCCCAAGACAACAUACCACCUCCCACGACGUGCUGAUAUGCUGGUGUCGGAGCUCUUUGACUCAGUAUUACUGGGUGAAGCGGUGCUGCCCACGAUCCGUCAUGCGGUGCAGCAUCUGCUGACUCCUGACGCUGUGAUCGUCCCAGAGAGAGCUGCAGUGUUCGCCCAGGUUAUAGAGAGCGAGCCCAUCUUCCACUUCAACAGCUUCAAAAUACAGGAUAAGACCACGGGUCCUAAACUGGCGAGAAGUGACACGGCAUGGCAAUGUGAAGGCGGCAAACCGGCACUCCCGGUGCAUUUCCGCUCCCUGGAGAAGGAUUCUACGCUCCUGACGAAGUCCACGAAGGUGCUGAGUUUUGACUUCACUAAACCAACGACGGGGGCUGCACAAUACCAGGAGACUGUAGUUGAUGUGGUUAAACCUGGAAAGGUGCAAGCUGUGCUCAUGUGGUGGGACGUGAGCUUCGAUGCUGAAGACAGCGUCGUGUACUCCACGAGACCAGGUGCUCAGAACUGGCAGGACCACUGGGUCCAGGUCGUCUUCCCGCUGGUAGCCGACAUUCACACACAGGUUAACGACAAGCUUAUCCUGCGUGCUCACCACGACGACAUCCGUAUCUGGUUCGACGUCGAAGCUGCUCCUGGCAAAGACUUUCCGAAGAAAGCCAAGCGUACCGUGGUCAGUGAGAAGCCUCCGUGCACCUGCGGCCUGCAUCUCAUCUGCAACGCUGAGCGUGUCUCCAUGCUAACAGACACAACACGUCGCGAAGCCUACAGCGCUGCAGUGUCCUCCGCAGUGGCGGAGCUGACCCAAACGGAGCCACUGCGUCCGAUUGCGUGUCUGGAUGUCAGUGACGGGUCGCUGGGUGCGCUACUGGCGGCUUCCCAUAAGCAGGUUACUAGCGUCACCUCCAUUGAGUCCAAGGAAGUGUCUGCGCGGAUCUUCGACCAGAUCUUGACGUACAACGACUCGAACGCCGAGGUGCUUAACAGCGGCGUCAAAGGUCUGCGUCCAGAGCACCUCAAAGACGAGCCGUCGCGUGUGGAUCUGCUGCUGGGCGAACCUUUUUACUACUCGAUGCAGAAUCUUCCUCUCUGGCAGGCAUUCAACUUCUGGCUCCGACGGUCAGCGGUGGAUAAACUGCUGCACCCAAAGGCUCGUGUGUUGCCAGCUCGCGCGAGAGUUCUGGCUCAAGCUGUGAGGUUUGAGCACUUGCAUCAGUGUUUCGGAGCAGUCGGGAAUGUUGCAGGGUACGACCACAGCUGCUUCGACCAGUUUCAAGACGAGUACUACACGCGCAACUUUCCCUUUCCUGCCUAUAUGUACCCAUAUGAACAAGCCUCGGAGAUUGUCGAGCUGGCAGCUCUAGAUUUCAUGCAGACAGCACACACGGUCGCUACGAACUCCAAGAUUGCGCUGAAGGAGCCGGCAGCGAAUGCCGUGAUUGUCUGGGUCGAAUACGACUUGGAUGGUGCAGGUCGCCACGUGGUCGCUACUGGUCCUGCCGUACGAUACGCAAAGCAGCUCAUUCGCUUCCUCCCACCCACGCACGAUCGAUCUCACCUUUGA
Messenger RNA from Phytophthora infestans T30-4, 2193 nucleotides. Its product is annotated as arginine N-methyltransferase, putative. Gene Ontology annotation, molecular function: protein-arginine omega-N monomethyltransferase activity. The record is from RefSeq and is a predicted model, not a curated record. Bases 1 to 2193 code for a protein of 730 amino acids. Gene Ontology annotation, biological process: peptidyl-arginine methylation. NCBI's taxonomy places the organism in Eukaryota, Oomycota, Peronosporomycetes, Peronosporales, Peronosporaceae. The transcript is spliced from 2 exons.